CCUACAAUCGACUCCCGGCGUGAUCGGAGAAACAAAAAUCAUGAAUAUCAGAAAUGCGAUGCCCCAAGAUUUGAUGAAUAUGCAACACUGUAAUCUGCUGUGUUUACCAGAAAACUACCAAAUGAAAUAUUAUUUCUAUCAUGGACUGUCAUGGCCACAGCUUUCAUAUGUUGCUGAAGAUGAGGGUGGAAAAAUUGUAGGCUAUGUAUUAGCAAAAAUGGAGGAAGAUCCUGAAGACUCUGUGCCACAUGGACAUAUCACAUCUUUAGCUGUGAAAAGAUCCCACAGAAGACUGGGAUUAGCUCAGAAACUAAUGGACCAAGCUUCAAGGGCCAUGGUCGAAUGCUUCAAUGCCAAAUAUGUCUCUCUACAUGUGAGAAAAAGCAACAGGGCAGCUUUAAAUUUAUACCAGAAAACUCUGAAAUUCAAUAUAAGUGAAAUAGAACCCAAAUAUUAUGCAGAUGGCGAAGAUGCCUAUGCCAUGAGGAGGGACCUCUCAGAAUUCUCAGAUAAGACUGAUAAGCCCCCAGUUCAAGAUUCUAACACUAAAACCAGUAUAGACUGAAUGUUAUCAACAGUAACCACUCUUAGACUUAAUAUGGACAAUAAAGUUUUAUCCAUGGGUGCAAGCUGCAAGGAACUGUGUAAUAAUUGCUGAUAUCUCUGCAUCAUUGGCAUGGCGGUGAACACUGAAGUACCAAGGCAUCCUGGCCUUUGGAAUAUCUGAAGUGCAAUAUCAGCAAGCAUGCUUCUUUUGGUUUGAGUUGAAUUUUUGCACAGGUAAACCGUGUGCUGGAUAGUUGUGUUAUGGACAAAAGGAUACACAUUGGUAUAGCCUCUUUUUAUGUUAGUUACAUGAUAUUUGUUAUCAUGUACAGUUAAAGAGUCUAUAUGUCAAUGUGCUGCAUCAAAUAGAUUUUCAACUGGAUGCACAUGAAGUAAAUUUUUGGAUCUAUGAAAUACCUUGUCAUGAUGUGGGUUAUAUGAUAAUUAUAUUGCUUAAACUGGUUAAAACGAGUUCAUUCUUUUUAUUAUUUUUGUCUUGUUUGCUGAAAGUGUUUUCAUUAAUUUGAUACAGAAAGAUAAAUCUAUUGAUAAAAUAAUGUUUCAGGUUGAAUGGUAAGGAAAUCAAAAUUACAAAUACAGAAUUUGUAAAUAUUUUCCUGGCAUUAUUUUUUACUUUCAUAAUCUUUAGAAUAAACCAUUUACACACA
Lingula anatina is the source of this 1214-nucleotide messenger RNA. RefSeq names its product N-alpha-acetyltransferase 10. Gene Ontology annotation, cellular component: NatA complex. The record is from RefSeq and is a predicted model, not a curated record. NCBI's taxonomy places the organism in Eukaryota, Metazoa, Brachiopoda, Lingulata, Lingulida, Lingulidae. Gene Ontology annotation, molecular function: protein N-terminal-serine acetyltransferase activity; protein-N-terminal-glutamate acetyltransferase activity. Gene Ontology annotation, biological process: N-terminal protein amino acid acetylation.